Gasterosteus aculeatus aculeatus (three-spined stickleback) is the source of this 2082-nucleotide messenger RNA. The record is from RefSeq and is a predicted model, not a curated record. NCBI's taxonomy places the organism in Eukaryota, Metazoa, Chordata, Actinopteri, Perciformes, Gasterosteidae.
AUGAGAAUCCGCUGUCAGAAGCUGGUGGCGGGCAGCGUGGUGGUGGCCUUCGAGGAGGUGUGUCCCGAUCGAAUCGACCUGAUCCACAAGAACUACCGGAAGCUGUGCAACCUGCUGGUGGACGUGGAGGAGUGGGGCCAGGUGGUCAUCAUCUCCAUGCUGACGCGCUACGCCAGGACGCAGUUCACCAGCCCCUGGAAGGAGGGCGCCUCGUUCGAGGAGAACAACGAGAAGGCGUUCUACGCCUCCGACUCGGAGGAGAAGAGCGAGCGGACGGAGGCGGAGGCCUACGUCAUGGAUCCCGACCACCGGCUGCUGCUCCGGAACACAAAGCCUCUGCUGCAGAGCAGGAACACGGCCGUGGUGAUGUCCGUCGCUCAGCUCUACUGGCAUUUGGCCCCGAGGCACGAAGUCAACCUGGUCACCAAGUCGCUGGUCCGACUGCUCCGGAGCCACAGGGAGGUGCAGUACAUCGUGCUCCAGAACAUCGCCACCAUGUCCAUUCAGAGGAAGGGGAUGUUUGAGCCCUACAUGAAGAGCUUCUACGUGAGGUCUACGGACGCCACACACAUCAAGACACUGAAACUGGAGAUCCUGACCAACCUGGGCAAUGAAGCCCACAUCUCCACUAUCCUGAGAGGAACCUACGUGAAGAGCCAGGACAAGGCGUUCGCCGCGGCCACCAUUCAGGCCAUCGGCCGCUGCGCCACCAACAUCUCCGAGGUGACGGACACUUGUCUCAACGGCCUGGUGCUGCUGCUGUCCAACAGAGACGAGACGGUGGUGGCCGAGAGCGUGGUGGUGAUCAAGAAGCUGCUGCAGACUCAGCCCACCCAGCACAGCGAGAUCAUCAAGCACAUGGCCAAGCUGUUUGACAACAUCACCGUGUCCAUGGCCCGGGCCAGCAUCCUGUGGCUGAUGGGCGAGUACUGCGACAGGGUGCCAAAAAUUGCACCCGACGUACUGCGCAAGAUGGCAAAGUCCUUCACGGCAGAGGAGGACAUCGUCAAGCUGCAGACGGUCAACCUGGCGGCCAAACUCUACCUGACCAACUCCAAGCAGACUAAGCUGCUGACCCAGUACAUCCUGAACCUCGGCAAAUACGACCAGAGCUACGACAUCAGAGACCGAACCCGCUUCAUCCGGCAGCUCAUCGUGCCCAACGAGAAGAGCGGCGCCCUCAACAAGUACGCUCGGCGCAUCCUGCUGGCCCCCAAGCCGGCCCCGGUGCUCGAGUCCGCCUUCAAAGAUCGGGACCGUUACCAGCUGGGAACUCUCUCCCACAGCCUCAACAGCAAAGCCAGCGGGUACCAGGAGCUCUCCGACUGGCCGGCCGUCGCGCCCGACCAGUCUGUGAGGAACGUGGAGGUCGUUGAGCCCGUGCAAGAGUGGGCGCCGUCGGUCGGGAAGACCAAGAAACCCAAAUCCGAUGACAAGUUCUACUCGGACAACGAAGAGGAGAAAGCUGAGGAAGAAUCUGAGAGCAGUGAAGGAAGCAGCAGCAGCAGCAGCAGUGGAGAGUCGAGCAGCGAGAGCGAGGAGCAAAGCAGCGAGGAGUCGGACAAGACGUCCAGCGACUCGGGGAAGAGCUCCAGUGGAUCUGAGGAGACCUCCAGUGGAUCAGACUCCCAACAGAAGAAGAAGAAGAAGACCAAGAAGGCGCCGCAGAAGAAAAGCAAGACGGCCGCUGCUUCCAGUGACUCGGAUGAAAACGGAAACGGACCCGUAGUUAAAGACAGCAGCUCGUCAGAUGAAAGCUCCUCCGGCUCCGAGGACGACUCCGACUCGGACGCCGCCGCCGCCCCCACGACGCAGCAGCAGAAGAAGAGCGACAGGAAGCCCGGCCCUAAGGUGAAGUCCGAGGUGGAGGUCUCCUUACUGGAUCUAGUUGACUUUUCUCCUGCACCCACAAACGCACCAAAGGGCCCGGUCGUCUCCCCGUCCCUUCUGUCCGACCUGGAGGGCCUGUCCCUGUCCAACACCUCCUCCACCAUGCAGGUAGGUGCGCGUGUGUGUGUGUGUGUGUGUGUGGUUCCUUUCCCCCUACGUGGGCCUACGAGAUGCUGAAAUGAGCCUCCCUCC